Messenger RNA from Gossypium arboreum, 1478 nucleotides. RefSeq names its product calmodulin-binding receptor-like cytoplasmic kinase 1. The transcript is spliced from 6 exons. The record is from RefSeq and is a predicted model, not a curated record. Bases 77 to 1336 code for a protein of 419 amino acids. Lineage: Eukaryota; Viridiplantae; Streptophyta; Magnoliopsida; Malvales; Malvaceae. Gene Ontology annotation, biological process: protein phosphorylation. Gene Ontology annotation, molecular function: protein kinase activity; ATP binding.
AAGGCCGAAAAGGAUCCUUUAUAGCUGUUCCUUUUUGGCAACUGACAAAAUUAAACUGAGGCAUAUAAACCCCCAAAUGAAGAAAGCAUUGCAUCCAACUAUGAUCCGACAAGAUUCCAGUUCUCUCCAUGAUCAGCAUAAACCUCGUGCUAAGAACUACUUCAAAGUUGUAUCAAGGAAACUAGCUGCAGUUUUCACAGCAUUAUUGUCUGGGAAAAGAAAAAAGGGUAGUAUUGAUGUCAACAAGAUGCAAAAAAAUAACACCCGAGUCAAAAGAAUUUCCUUCUCUACUUCAACAUAUCAAUCGACAGUGAGCGAUUUCUCCUUCGAAGAUAUCUGUAAGGCAACUGUAAAUUUUUCUCCCGAAAAUAAAAUUGGGGAAGGUGGGUUUGGAACAGUUUAUAAAGGGAGGCUCAAGGAUGGAUCUCUUGUUGCUGUAAAGCGUGCGAAAAAGGACAAGUAUGACCAGGGCUUACCACAACAGUUCAAGAAUGAAAUACUUACAUUAUCGAAGAUCGAACAUCUGAAUUUAGUAAGGUUAUUUGGAUAUCUGGAGCACAAAGACGAGCAAAUUAUCGUGGUUGAAUAUGUUGGAAAUGGGAAUCUCCGAGAACAUCUUGAUGGUGUAAGGGGAAAUGGGCUUGAAAUUGCGGAACGUCUGGACAUUGCGAUCGAUGUUGCCCAUGCAAUUACCUAUCUUCAUACGUACACAGAUCCUCCUAUAAUACAUAGAGACAUAAAAGCAUCAAAUAUCCUUAUCACGGAGAAACUCCGGGCGAAAGUGGCGGACUUUGGAUUCGCACGACUUGCUACAGAGGAUCCCACCGCAACCCACAUCUCGACUCAAGUCAAAGGAACUGCAGGCUAUGUGGAUCCUGAAUACACCAGAACUUAUCAGCUCACUGACAAAAGCGAUGUAUACUCCUUUGGUGUAUUGCUUGUGGAAUUGAUGACCGGAAGAUAUCCAAUUGAAUCAAAGAAACCGGUCAAGGAACGAGUAACCAUACGAUGGGCAAUGAAGAGAUUAAAGGAAGGGGAAUUUGUGAUAGCGAUGGACCCAAAGCUAAGGAGAAGUCCAGCUUCAAACAUGGUGGUUGAGAAUGUCCUGAAACUGGCACACCAAUGCCUUGCACCAGUGAGACAAUCCAGGCCAACCAUGAAGAAAUGUGUGGAGGUCUUGUGGGGAAUUCGUAAAGAUUACAAAGAUAGAGUGUCUUCUACUACUGCUGCUUCUACCUCUCACUGUUCUGCAAAUUUUCCUUAUAGAAAUGCUAAGUCUGACAGGCAUUUGUUUGGAAUACAAGAGGGUGACAGCUAUGGUUUUAUUUCUGCAUAAAUAUAGUGACUAGUGAGUGAUUUUUUAUUUUCUUUUUUGGAAUGGUCAGUCAAUUAUUUCCCAUUCUUUUCCCUUUUGUGAACUUCAUCAAGUUCCCGACGUCGAAUGAAAUUGAAAUAUGAUGCAAAAAAUGUAAAGAAAA